Lagopus muta (rock ptarmigan) is the source of this 2196-nucleotide messenger RNA. It is a transcript of the gene VPS33B, whose product is annotated as VPS33B late endosome and lysosome associated. Gene Ontology annotation, biological process: intracellular protein transport; vesicle-mediated transport. NCBI's taxonomy places the organism in Eukaryota, Metazoa, Chordata, Aves, Galliformes, Phasianidae. The transcript is spliced from 22 exons. Gene Ontology annotation, cellular component: CORVET complex; lysosome. The record is from RefSeq and is a predicted model, not a curated record. The coding region runs from base 23 to 2077 and encodes 684 amino acids.
CGGGCCCCGCGGCGGCUCCGCUAUGGCCUCCACCGCCCGGCGUGACGCGCCCGAGCCGCCCGACUUCGGUAUCCUGAAGAGGCUGGCGCGGGACCAGCUCAUCUACUUGCUGGAGCAGCUGCCAGGCAGGAAGGACCUGUUCAUCGAGCCCGACCUGAUGAGCCCCCUGGACCGCAUCGCCAACGUCUCCGUCCUGAAGCAGCACGAGGUGGACAAGCUGUACAGGGUGGAGAACCGGCCGGCCCCCAGCACCAGCGAUCAGCUCUGCUUCCUCGUGCGGCCGCGGGUCAGGACGAUGAGGUACAUUGCAGACAUUGUCAAUGCUGACAAGAUGUCAGGGAGGAGCCGGAAAUACAAGAUCAUCUUCAGCCCCCAGAAGUUCUAUGCUUGUGAGAUGGUGUUAGAGGAAGAGGGAGUCUUUGGCGAUGUCACCUGUGAUGAGUGGUCCUUCUACUUGCUUCCCCUGGAUGAAGAUAUCAUCAGUAUGGAGCUGCCUGAGUUCUUCCGGGACUAUUUCUUGGAGGGAGAUCACCGCUGGAUCAACUCCGUUGCUCGAGCCCUGCAGCUGCUGAACUCCCUGUAUGGGCCAUUCAGCAGGGCCUAUGGGAUUGGGAGGUGUGCCAAGAUGAGCUAUGAGCUGUGGCGAGACCUGGAGGAGGAGAGCGAGAGUGAGGGGCAGGGCAGAAAGCCAGAGAUUGGGAACAUCUUCCUUAUGGACAGAGACACAGACUACGUCACAGCGCUGUGCUCGCAGGUGGUGUACGAGGGGCUGGUGGACGACACCUUCCGUAUCAAGUGUGGGAGUGUGGAUUUUGGGCCAGAAGUCACCUCUUCUGACAAGAGCAUUAAGGUGCUGCUCAAUGCCCAGGACAAAAUCUUCAGCCAGAUUCGGAACGAACACUUCUCCAGUGUGUUUGGCUUCCUGAGCCAGAAGUCACGCAACCUGCAGGCGCAGUAUGAUCGCCGCCAGGGCAUGGACAUCAAGCAGAUGAAGAACUUUGUCUCCCAGGAACUGAAGGGACUGAAACAAGAGCAUCGCCUGUUGAGUCUGCAUAUAGGUGCCUGUGAGUCCAUCAUGAAAAAGAAAACCAAGCAGGACUUCCAGGAGAUGAUCAAGGUUGAACACGCUCUACUGGAGGGUUUUGACAUCCGGGAGAGCACCAGCUUCAUCGAGGAGCACAUUGACCGGCAGGUGUCCCCUAUUGAGAGCUUGCGCCUGAUGUGCCUGCUGUCCAUCACGGAGAAUGGUCUCAUCCCCAAGGACUACCGUUCCCUGAAGACCCAGUACCUGCAGAGCUACGGGCCUGAGCACUUGCUGACCUUCCACAACCUCAAGCGCAUCGGAUUGCUGACUGAGCAGACAGCUGGAGAGACCCUGACAGCAGUGGAGAGCAGAGUCAGCAAGCUGGUGACAGACCGAGCGGCAGGAAAAAUCACAGAUGCAUUUAAUUCCUUGGCCAAGAAGAGCAACUUUCGAGCCAUAAGCAAGAAGUUGAGCUUGAUCCCGCGGGUGGACGGUGAGUACAACCUGAAAAUGCCUCCGGACAUGGCGUACGUUUUCAGCGGGGCCUACACACCCCUGAGCUGCAAGAUCAUCGAGCAGGUGCUGGAGCGCCGAGGCUGGCAGGGUUUGGAGGAGGUGGUGCGGCUGCUGAACGGCAACGAGUUCGCGAUGGCCGACAGUGCGCUGGAGGAGGGCGCGGGCGGGGACGCGCAGCGCGUCGUGCUGGCGCUCUUCCUGGGGGGCUGCACCUUCUCCGAGAUCGCCGCUCUCCGCUUCCUGGGCAAGGAGCGAGGUAGGACGGGGCACUACGGGGGGGACGGCGCGGCCCCGAGGGCGCCGAGCACGAGGCGCUGUGCCGUCCCCAGGCUGCAGGUUCAUCUUUCUGACCACCGCCAUUACCAGCAGCGCCCGCAUGAUGGAGGCCAUGGCCGAGGCCAAGGCGUGAGGCCGGGCGGGGGGCGGCGCUGGCGGCUGCGGGGCGCCCCGUUCUGCUCAAUAAACGCCGCCGCGCCGUUGGGGCGGCAUUCAAAGCCGAGCGACGCGUACGUUUCCAGGUCACGUGAUCCGUGUUAAAGUCCGCGCGUGCGCAGCGGUGCCCAGAGCGGCCUGGCGUAGCCGUUCUCGCUUGCGAUUGGUAGAAACCCCGAAGGCGUUUCGCCGCCAUUGGCUGGCGCCCGGCUUGGGGCGGGACC